AUGAACGAGGCGCGGGACGUCGACGGGCGCCGCAUCAACGCCGUGACGCCAUUUCACCCGGGAGGUGAAUCCGGAAUGCUUAAAAACUUGCUGCAAGAGGCGCAGAAUCAGCAGAAGCAACAACACCAACAACUCCAGCAUAGCUACGUGGAUGAUGAUCUCGAAAGGCGAAAACGCGAAAUGCUGGAGAUGUACCAGAGUAAGGUGCUGCAGAAUCAGUUCGCGUCCACCCCACAAAUCAAGCUGAGUUCCGGGGCGAGGAUACAGAUUACAAAGGAUCGGCCACACGAUCUAGCCGCUCCACCAUAUGCAAAUCCGGCAAUGUCACACAGUCAGCCGUGUUUGGCAGCACUGGAUCGAGUGGAUGCUGGCCCAGCUAAAAAACAGCACGCCCCGUUUCAAAGAUGUUCAUCUACAGAGCAUGAAUCCAGCUCCCACCUUCCGAAUCGACAAGUUGGCAACACCCAGAAACUCGUUAAUUCAUUACGAGAGGAAAAUCUGGCUUUAAAGCGACAAAUCGAGGUCUUGAAGUUCAAGACAAGUCGAUUACAAAAACUCGAAGCCGCGCACGAGAAAAUCGCCGGCGAGUACGAGUUUUUGAUGAUGGAAAAGGAGAAGCAGGACAGCUUGGAGCGACAGGCGUUUAAGGCGAUGGAAGUGCAGUUGAACAGACUUUCCCGCGAGCGCGAGAUGAUGGAGAACAAGAUGCAAAUGAUGCAGAAUCCGCAGAUAUUUGCGGAGCAAGAGCAACAGUUGCAGAAGAUGAAUGCAAAGAUUCUGGAGGAGCAGGAGCAGAAUAAAAGGCUGAAAGAGGUUUUGAAUCGGCAAAGCGUCGAGAUGCAGGCGCAGCGGACGACGCUGGCCGAUCAGCGCACGCACAUUAAUGUGCUAGAAACGGCGUUGACGAAUGCACAGGAGAGGAUAGCCAGGAAAGAAAAGAUGCGCGAGGAAUACGAACGACCAGAUAACACGACUUUCCUCGAAGGUCAACUCCACAAAGCAUUGCUGGAAAAAAUGGAACAAGCCGGAAAGUAUGAGGAAGAGCGUGGACGACUCGAACGCGAAAUCGUGCAGCUGAGAAUGCAGUUGACAAAAGACAGCGGCCUAGGUGGUAUCAAAAUCGGCUCGAGCUCCCGGCACAACCCUGAGGAAAAUCCGGAUCGUUUCAAAAAAGUUAUCUCGGAAAAGGACAAACGCAUCCAAACGUUGGAACGAGAAAUCAUGGAAUUCCAAAGGCGACUCCACGAAGAGCAGGAGAAGAAGACGUCGGCAUUAGCAGCUGUUAGUGGCGGUCUCGAAACGAAAAUCAAGCGGUUAGAAGAUGAGAAAAUUGAUAGGGAUCGCCGGAUAGCCGAGUUGACGGAAGAGCGGGAGCGUUUGAACGAGAUUAUCGAGGAUAGAGGGUCCGAAGCGGCGCGGCGGGACCUAAACCGAAUGGAGGAGAUGAGGCAGAAAAUUGAUGAACGACGGCGACGUGGUCGGAACGAGAAUAAUAAUCGAGGCGAGAUUAGCGCAUCAAUCCUCGUUGACCAUUCCCCGGGUGGUUCCCCGUCACUUCGUACCCCGGUAUAUGAGGGUAUCGGCUAUGAUUCUUCUUCUCUUCUUUCACAGAUUUCCAGCUCCAGCCACCUGUCGGGUUCUUCUAAUCAAUUCGUGUCUUCGUUUAAUUCAAAACAAUCCGCCAACCCCUAUCAAAUGCACAACCUCUCACACGAGGACACCAUCCAAGCCGAAAGUGGCCCCGUGUGGAAUGUU
Molecule: messenger RNA, 1755 nt
Organism: Mesorhabditis spiculigera
Lineage: Eukaryota; Metazoa; Nematoda; Chromadorea; Rhabditida; Rhabditidae
Source: the annotation of a GenBank genome assembly